CUCGCAUCGAUACGUGUUAUAACCACAAAUCGGACGAUGGAAAUCGGUAAAGAGUUGCAUAUUGUUUGUAAGGUGCAAGGACGGCCGCCACCCAAAGUUACCUGGUUCAAGGAUGGCAAAUCGAUUAAUCGCAAUCGUAAAUUUUACAAAUUUCGGCAUUUCAAAAAGCGUUCUGAGCUGAUCAUUCGUUCGUUUAAUAUUUCCGAUACGGGGCGUUAUGAGUGCCGCGCUAAAAAUAAAAUCAACCAGGAGCCAGAUCGACGCACCAUUUUAAUCAAGGCAGAUCCAGAGCCACGUUAUCCCACAAGUUUAAUGGGCGGAACUGGUAACAUUUGCCCCGAUGAUGCUGCUGAAUUUUGUCUAAAUGGUGGGACAUGUAAUUUCUUUUCGGAAAUCGGCUCAUAUUCUUGCAUAUGUCCGGAAGGAUUCAUAGGCGAACGCUGCGAUCGGAAGGAAGUCAAUAAUAUAUCUCCUAAGAGGACGGUUUGUGGCAAGCUGGUAACCUGCAUACAGACGUACAAAAUAAAUGUAAUCUCGAACAGUAGUGGGUUGAGCGAUAGUCAGUUAUGCUGCUGAGAAUAUUUACACGUAAAUUUAAUUUUUUUUUCAAUUAAGCAAAAUAUGCCGUUUAACAAUGAAUUAAAUUUGAUUUUAAUAAUUUUAUAUUUUGAUGGCUAUUCCGAUAAAGAGCGAGCGCAAUAUAGAAGACCAAAAACUCCACGAAAUAGAACGAUGUUUGCGAUCAUAGAAAUUAUAGAAAUUAUUAAAAAACAAAAUUAUUAUAAAUUAUGUUAAUUAAAAUUUUUGAAAAUUUUCGCUUUUGAGCGUAUCGGUUUUGCACUUGGCAACCCGCCGACUUAGACAACAGUAUUUAAUCAAAAUGAUUUCUAAACUAAAAGUUUCCUGCUUACUUUAAUUAAAUAAAUUAACUUUUUUGUGUUAUUUCUUUUAGUUUUAUAAUUUUAAUAUUGAGUUUAAUUUAAAAGUCAAACAACUAAUUUUAAAAACAUAUUUUCACAUCCGCGUAGAAACAAAUAUUUUAAAUUGUAUUUAAAUUGUAAAUAAAUAAAUUUAGAACUGGUUUUCUGUGCUAAGUUUAAGCAAAAAAAUCGACUCACAUCACGAAUAUAUUGAAAAACAAAAAAAGGAAAGCAAACAAAAAAAAUUUUAGUAAAAAUGUUAUGAUAAAAUGUGUUGAAUUUAGUUGACAACAAACAACUUAAUGCUGGAAAUAUGAAGAAUAUAAAUUGGGCGAUCUUUGUACAAGGUGGCGGAAAAUCAAUCACCCUAUGGAAGAUGACGGCCGCCGUAGCCGAAGGCGUUGGUGCGUGACUAGCAUACGGAAUUCAGAGAGAGAACGUGGGUUCGAAUCUCGGUGAAACACCAAGUGAAGAAAAAGUUUUUGCUAAUAGCGGCCGCCUCUCGGCAGGCAAUAGCACGCC
Molecule: messenger RNA, 1442 nt
Organism: Anastrepha ludens (Mexican fruit fly)
Lineage: Eukaryota; Metazoa; Arthropoda; Insecta; Diptera; Tephritidae
Product: protein vein-like
Exons: 5
Coding region: 37-576 (179 amino acids)
Biological process (GO): homophilic cell-cell adhesion; synapse organization
Cellular component (GO): axon; neuronal cell body; plasma membrane
Molecular function (GO): axon guidance receptor activity
Source: RefSeq, a predicted model, not a curated record